AAUACCCUUCAGAUGGGAGAAAAGCUACUAUCUAAAUUAGUACGAAGCUUUCAACAACAACCAAAUGAAUUUGUUGUUACACUUUAUGAGCACAGAAACGACAUCCUUUAGGCCAAUACAGAAUUGCUAGACAGUAUAUAUAUUUGUUGUUGUAUGAAUUAUUCCCCUAGUUUACCUGCCUUCUUUCUAACUAAUCACCAAAGAAAGAUCCAAGUCCAACACAAAGCGGUUCUGCAUCAUACAAGACCACCACUCUCCGAUUCACUCAACCACCAUUCAAGCUCAAGCUGAAGCUCAACUAUCUCGUCGGGAAUUAUUCAAAGCCAAACUCCCUUUGACAGACCUCACUUAUGGAGUGAUAUAGCCAACAUAAUCGUCAUUCUCGUUUGAUCAUACUUCAUCGAACCUCGCACGGCGCACAUACUAUUCACGGUGCCGAGACCCCUCAGUUUGCGACCAUUUGUUGUGCAACCAGGACGUUCACUUACUUACACAGAGUGGGCGAAAUACUUCAAUUGAUCGCAAUCAUGGAUACUUCUGGGGUUUGGAAUACUCAGGACCCUACUUUGUCCGUCCCCUCUCAAGAUGACUUUCAGCAAUUCCUUGAUCUAAAUAUGCACAAUAUGGCCGGUGGUCUACAGUUCGACUUCGAUUUCAACCAGCAACAGUCGCAAAAUGAACAAAUGAUGCAUCAAGAUGGGAUGGAUUCAAUGAAUACAGGAAUGGCUGGCAAUCACCAAGUUAGGCUCGAUGGGUCAAUGCACGAGCAUAUGUCUUCAAUGACGACAUCUUCUAGCCAUUCAGCUAUACUCGGAACUCCAGUGGUACAUCCACAUACUUCUGCUGAAAGGUUAACACACUUAGAUGCGCAAAUUCAGUAUCUACAACAGCAGAAGCAUGAGCAGCAGCUACGUCAGUCGCAGGAACAGCAGCGGAACUUUUAUGUCCAGAGUAGAAUGAUUCCGCCAACACCAAAUAGUAUGGAAAUACAUGGUGCCAAUCAACAUUUUUACUCUCAAGCAGAACAGCCGCCAUCUGUGUUUGAGCCUUAUCGUCUAAGGGAGCAAGAGGUUAGUCUGGUUAAACCUUACUUCGACAUUCAUGUCCAUCGAUUUUACACAUUUCAAUACAUGUGAGAAUGGUUGCUAAUUUAACAUAUUAGAUGGCUUUCACUCCACUCGUGUCGCCAGCUGUUACUCCCUUGGAAACUCAUUUCAACAUCCCUGAUUACACUGUCCCCGGAGCGUAUUUCAGUCCUUUGAGUUCCCCUGCUUUGCACGCCCAAAACGACCAUCAAGCUAUAUUUGACCAUCGUCAUUCGGGGUCAACGAACUCACCAAUUGACAUGAAUGGCGACUCACAUUCUGCGCCGGUAAGCUCUAUAAUUCCACCUCGCAAGCCUCCCCGGAAGUCUGUGGCACCAAAACCUCGCGUCAACACUCGUGUAGUUCGACAAUCGCCAAUUGUCAAGCCAAAUCGAGGUAGAAAAAGCAUAAGCAUGAGUGCUCAAGCCCUGGGAGAAAUUAUUGAGCCUUCAAAUUCUCAAGCAUCUCAAUAUAAAGGAACUGGAUCAACAAAUUCAGCAGCAAGCACUGAUCAUUCUGAGAGUGGCUCAAUAUCUCCUGAGCAUCUAUCAGAUAUGGCGCCUCCACCAUUACCGAGCUCGGCUGGAAGGUCACCCUACGUCGUUGCACAAAAGGAUAAUGUUAAAAAUAAAUGGCUUCCUAUUGGGUCACCUGCCACGCCAGCAUCACUGAUGAGAAUCACAAAAUCUCCUAGUGCUGGUGAAUCGUCACUGAAUCGGGAAAUGGAACUUGACGAUCCAGCUUUGGACGGGUUUGAAUUGCCAGAAGCUGCAAAUACUGUAAGACCUACGUUACCUCGUAUUGACACACAGUCCGACGGACAAAUGACACCAACUUUGAGCUCCACAGGAUCUAAAACUCCUGGAUUUCAACCUUUACCUUCGCCAGUAGUUGGACGUCCUGGAGCAGCAACAUCCGCUAGUCAAAGCCCUCAGAUAGAUGCCAUGAACGGGACGAUCGGAGCCGCGCGCAAAACGCCACAAACCCUAGCACGGAGCGCCAAAAAGAGGGCGAGCACUUCCGUUCUUGCCUCUCCAGCCCUUCUCCCCAAGAUCUCUCCUAGCAUAAAGCCGUUACUUCCUGGCAGUUCAUCUAUCCACGACGAAGCAACUGCUUCCCUUCUACUUGCAUCGAAGUCAAAUUAUCAAAACAUACUUGAAGGAACUCAUCUUCCUGGUGUUUCGUAUCCUUCGGAACUAUCAACCAAUUUAACAUCAAAACGGACUUCUCAUAAACUUGCCGAGCAAGGAAGACGAAAUAGGAUCAACUCAGCACUUACAACACUGCAUGAUAUGAUACCUUCCGAAUACUACCCCCGCGGGAAAACCAAGGAUUCUUUAGCAGACAAAAGUGGUAGUGGCGAUGCCGGGGAACCCGAAUCCGCAGGCUCAAAGAACGGUCAAAGUGCGAGUAGUAAGGCUGCUACAGUGGAAGUUGCCAUUGAAUAUAUUAGUCACCUGGAAAAGGUCUUGGCUGAGGCGAACAAAAGAGCCGAAGAAGCCGAACAAAAACUUGUGGAAAAGGAGAAGCAAUAGUUGUAGUUUUAAUUUUCGGAUCGAUAAUUCUUACUACGUUUCUCUUCCUCUGGGAAGCGAUAUUGGGGAUUCAUGGGCUAUGAAAUGGAGUUAAUGAUACCUGAGCACGAAGGGUUCAGCUGUCACGGCUGGAUGCAGAUCAGGGGAAGAUACAAAAGUUUAAUGAUGGGAUAAUUAAUGCGGGGGAAGUUGCUGGGGAGGUAUUUGAUAUGUAUUUUAUUAUAUAGAUAUUCAGUAUAUACUACUCAUUCGAUAAGGUAAUAUGAUUAGCCCUGGGGUUUUGAUAAUGG
Molecule: messenger RNA, 2910 nt
Organism: Sclerotinia trifoliorum
Lineage: Eukaryota; Fungi; Ascomycota; Leotiomycetes; Helotiales; Sclerotiniaceae
Source: the annotation of a GenBank genome assembly